AUGAGUACAUAUACGAAAUUUGUGUCGGAUUAUUGCAAAACAUGGGAAAAAUCAGGAAAAGAACAUUUUAUUAAAGGAGUGACACAGUUUAUCAAAGAUGAAGGUAAAAGUCCUUUGUUCAAUAAAUCGGGCAAAUUAUCGGGUAUAUCCCAAAGCAUAUAUGAUUUACUUCUCUGCGGUCUCCACGGCAAUUUGAAAAAAGAUGCUGUAAUUAAUGUGCUUCAUGAUAUUAGUGCAUUACAUGCUGAUAUACCUUCUAUAAUCUUGGAUGUUAUUAGUGUACUUGAUGCAGAAACAUGCAUUGAAGUGCAAAGUGAUGAGAGAACAAACUUCUGCUAUAUUGUCAGGGAAUUAGAAUCUUUUAUUUCAGACAAAUUGCUGAAAGAGCGUCUGGAAAUUGACACAUUACAAGAUGUUGGUACCUUAAAGAACAAGAACUUCUAUACAAAAUUUAUAAAAAUUAAAACUAAGUUGUAUUACAAACAACGUAAAUUCAAUUUGUUUAGGGAGGAAAGUGAAGGGUAUGCAAAACUUAUUGUGGAAUUAAAUCAAGAAAUAUCUGAAGAUACUGAAUGGAAAACAUUAUUAGAAAUAAUCCAAUCUUUAAUAGGUUGUUUUAAUUUGGAUCCUAAUAGAGUUUUAGACAUAAUUUUAGAAUCAUUUGAAGCUAGACCACACUUGGAUAAAUUAUUCAUAUCAUUAAUAAAAAAUUACAUGGGUGACCCUCAAGUGAUAUCAGAAGUUCUUGGAUUUAAACUUGGAAAUAUGGAGGUUUCAGAAAGUUUUAAGGAACCACCUGCUUUGAUGACUAUAAUAGCUUUGUUACUGCAACACCAAGUUAUCUCACUUAAUGAUAUUUACCCCUGGCUGCGACCCGAUGACACUAUAAUGGCAAAAGAAGCAGAAAAAGAGGUGAAGUCAGUGCAAGAUUAUAUUCGUAAGCUAAGUAUUGUUUCAACAAAAGGCCCUCAAGCCAAUGGUACAACCGAAUUUGUCGAAGAGAAAACUGACCCUCAGGAAUACUGGAGUAAUCAGAAGCUAGUUUUAUGUGAGGCGUUGCUGAACGUAACUGCAUGGCGUGAAUUUGCAGCAAUGUCGGCUCGGUUACCAAUUACAAGUAUGGCUUCACGUCCCGCCAUAGCCCUAUGCACCAUGCUUCAUGCUCUUGUAGAACCUUUGUAUAGAACGCAUUGUCGCGUCGCUCCGAAAAUCAUUGGAAAACCAAUCCCUCCGUUGAAAUCAAAUUUAGCUCCAGCAAGUUGUAAAACAUUUGAGGACAUGAAAGAGACUGUCAUUCCAGCCCUUAUUAUAUUAGGGCCUUCUUUACACUAUGACCCUGUUUUAAUGUACAAAAUAAUUCGUAUCCUAAAAACGGCGAGAUCAUUGGUUGAGGAUCCAUUGCAUUAUGAAGCUUUGACAGUCCUUGAUGCGGCAAUUUUGCCGGCACUCACUUUAAUGGAAGGAAACUGUUGUAUGGCAGAAGAAGUGUACACCCUAUUAAAGUUAUAUCCAUAUCAAUGGAGGUACUGCUUAUAUUCACGUUGGAAGAACGAGUCUGGUGAGAAAAUACCAGCACUGAUGCGAGUGCGUGGCAAUUCCUUGCAGAGGAUUAAGCAUAUCAUGAAGCGUGUAUCCAAAGAGAAUAUAAAACCCCAGGGGCGCUUAAUUGGCAAACUGUCCCACGCCGCGCCGGCCUUCCUUUUCGAUUACAUGCUGUUGCAGAUUCAAACUUAUGACAAUUUAAUUGGGCCAGUGGUGGAAUCUUUGAAGUACCUGACGUCGCUUUCCUUGGAUGUCUUAGGUUACUGUCUGCUCGAGGCUUUGUGUGCUGGAAAAGGCAAUAGCGGUGGGGCAGCGCAUCCCCCUUGGCUUCAAGCUCUAGCCGCCUUUGCCGGGGCGGCUUUCAAGAAACAUAACAUAGAGCUUACUGCUCUAUUGCAGUUUGUUGCUAACAGACUAAAAGCACAGCAGAGUCAAGACUUGUUAAUAUUGAAAGAAAUAGUACAAAAGAUGGCUGGAAUCGAAGCGGCGGAGGAAAUGACGCCCGAGCAACUCGACGCUAUGGCGGGUGGUGAACUUCUCAAAGGCGAGGCUGGAUAUUUCUCUCAAGUUCGUAAUACAAGGAGAUCGUCGGCGAGAUUGAAGGACGCCGUUGUUGGUAACAAUUUGGACAUUGCACUAUGCAUAUUGUCAGCGCAACAACGUCAUUGCUGCGUUUGGAAAGAAUAUGAAGACGAGACGUCGACUCCUGGGGAGCCGCCUGGCUCCCAGCUGAAGGUUGUAGGGCGAUUGGCAGACCAGUGCCAAGACGCCUUGGUACAGCUGGGCACUUUCUUGGCCUCUUCGCAUGCACCAGACGAGUAUGCCGCUCGGCUGCCACCUUUGCAGGAGCUCCUGAGAGACUAUCACGUGGACGCGGACGUGGCGUUUUUCCUCCAUCGGCCGGUACUUGCGCAGAAAAUUUCCGCUAAGAUCGAGCUACUGAGAAAAGGUUCGGAGGGCAAAGAAAGCCAGGAGAGGAGCAUAGAGAGAUAUUGCGUCGCGUCCAAGGAGACUUUGGAGCCUGUUAUUAUAUCCAUAACUCCCCUGCUCCCUUCCAGAGUUUGGGAGGACAUAUCUCCCGAGUUCUAUGUAUCCUUCUGGUCUCUGUCCAUGUACGAUCUGAAGGUACCGGAAGAAAGUUACGACCGUGAAAUAGAUCGCCUAAGAACGGCCGCGGCGAAUGCAGCCAAGGACACGUCGCAAGGCACUAAAGGGAAGAAGGAACAAGAGCGUUUUAACACCCUUAUAGACAAACUUCAGGAGGAGAGGCGGCGGCAGCGCGAGCACACGGCGCGCGUGUCGGCGCGGCUGGAGCGCGAGUGCGGCGGCUGGUUCCCCGCGCGCGCCGCCAAGUCCGCCAAGAACGAGACGGUGACGCGGCUCAUGCAGCUCUGCCUGUUCCCGCGCUGCGUGUUCACCGCCGCGGACGCGCUCUACUGCGCCGAGUUCGUGCACACCGUCCACGCACUCAAGACGCCCAAUUUCUCCACGCUGCUGUGCUACGACAGGCUGUUCUGCGACAUCACGUACUCGGUGAUGUCGUGCACGGAGGCGGAGGCGGCGCGCUACGGCGCGUUCCUGUGCCGCGUGCUGGGCACCGCGAUGCGCUGGCACGCGGACCGCGCCGCGUUCCACCGCGAGUGCGCCCACUACCCGGGCUUCGUCACCAAGUACCGCGUCUCCAACCAGUUCACGGAGGCCAACGACCACGUGGGCUACGAGAACUACCGGCAUGUGUGCCACAAGUGGCACUACAAGAUCACCAAGGCGAUGGUGGUGUGCCUGGAUUCGGGCGACUACGUGCAGAUACGUAACGCAUUGAUCGUGCUCAUACGGGUAUUACCUCACUUCCCUGUACUCGCGAAAUUGGCGCAGAUCAUCGAGAGGAAAGUCGAAAAGGUCAAAGAGGAAGAGAAAACGCAACGUCAAGACUUGUAUGUACUCGCUACGGGUUACAGUGGGCAGUUGCGUAACAAAGUGCCAAAUUUGAUGAAGGAAUGCGAUUUUCACCAGAUGGGGGAUCAACAUAAAGUAGCGGCAGCAGCCACUGCGCCUGCGCCUACCGUUAAAGAGGAAACGGCCAUUGUUGUUACCAAUGCCAAACAGGAACAAUCGGAACCUGGCGCAUCUCCACAACCAGUCGAUACAGACAAAAGAGAAUCAAGGAACAGUGACAGACGUCGCGAAGAGCCGGAACGUGAUAAGGAAACGAAGCGUGAAUCGAGAUCGUCGCUUAAAGAGAGAAGUAAAGAAGAGAUAAGAAGCAAAGACAAAUCACCUAGAGAACGUUCACAUAGAGAGGAGCGUUAUUUGGAAACAGUGUCGCCGCCCCAAGAUCAUCGACAUCCGUCCGAUGACAUUGAUCGUGAUGUGAAGCGUCGUAAAGUCGAAAGCAGCGGCAAUGGCAAGGGUAGCAAAGAAAUCGAGGAACGUUCCCCGGAAAAGGAAAAGAGAAAGUCUAAAGUAAGGGGCGAUGAACGUAAAGAGCGUAAGAUGAGUCGCAAAAGGGAUAGAGCUGAAGAAUCGGCACUUUUAGAACAAAAAAGACGUCGUGACGAACAAAAACCUGUUGUCAAAAUGGGAAAUCAUCAGAACGGGUCACAAGAGGACCAUCACUACGACAAGUAUCAUAAAAGGGAAAAGUCGCCGUUUCGAGAUCGCUCGCAUGAAGAACAAAGGGACAAACACAGGCGGACAAGCGACUCAAAACUAAGAAGA
Iphiclides podalirius (scarce swallowtail) is the source of this 4260-nucleotide messenger RNA. The record is from the annotation of a GenBank genome assembly. NCBI's taxonomy places the organism in Eukaryota, Metazoa, Arthropoda, Insecta, Lepidoptera, Papilionidae.